This is a messenger RNA of Pan troglodytes (chimpanzee), 2517 nucleotides long. It is a transcript of the gene ZNF595, whose product is annotated as zinc finger protein 595. The transcript has 5 exons. The record is from RefSeq and is a predicted model, not a curated record. NCBI's taxonomy places the organism in Eukaryota, Metazoa, Chordata, Mammalia, Primates, Hominidae. Gene Ontology annotation, cellular component: nucleus. Gene Ontology annotation, molecular function: RNA polymerase II cis-regulatory region sequence-specific DNA binding; DNA-binding transcription factor activity, RNA polymerase II-specific. Gene Ontology annotation, biological process: regulation of transcription by RNA polymerase II. Bases 370 to 2298 code for a protein of 642 amino acids.
UUUUCCUCUGGCUCCUACGAGGACUUGGUUUAGGGCUUCAGCCGUCUGCGUUCUCGGCUCCGGGAGGCCACGGUGAUUCAGCCACAGCCUCUGCCUCCCGUUGCUCUGUGACCUGAGGGUAUUGGACGAUUUGUAGCUAAGACUCCCGGAUACCCUGAAGUCGGGAAAUGGAACUCUUAACAUUCAGGGAUGUGGCCAUAGAAUUCUCCCCUGAAGAGUGGAAAUGUCUGGACCCUGCCCAGCAGAAUUUGUAUAGAGAUGUGAUGUUGGAGAACUACAGGAACCUGGUCUCCCUGGGUUUUGUGAUCUCUAACCCAGACCUGGUCACCUGUCUGGAGCAAAUAAAAGAGCCCUGCAAUUUGAAGAUACAUGAGACAGCAGCCAAACCCCCAGAGUUUUGCUCGUUGCCCAAGCUGGAGUGCAGUGGUGCGAUCUCAGCUUACCGCAGCCUCCUGCCUCAGCCUCCUGAGUAGCUGGGAUUACAGGAAUGCACCACCAUGCCCGGCUAAUUUUGUAUUUUCAGUAGAGACAUGGUUUCUCCAAGUUGGUCAGGCUGGUCUUGAACUCCUGACCUCAGCUAUAUGUUCUCCUUUCAGCCAAGACCUUUCACCAGUGCAGGGGAUAGAAGAUUCAUUCCACAAACUUAUACUGAGAAGAUACGAAAAAUGUGGACAUGAGAAUUUACAAUUAAGAAAAGGCUGUAAACGUGUGAAUGAGUGUAAGGUGCAGAAAGGAGUUAAUAAUGGAGUUUACCAAUGCUUGUCAACUACCCAGAGCAAAAUAUUUCAGUGUAAUACAUGUGUUAAAGUUUUUAGUAAAUUUUCAAAUUCAAACAAACAUAAGAUAAGACAUACUGGAGAGAAACCCUUUAAAUGUACAGAAUGUGGCAGAUCGUUUUACAUGUCACACCUAACUCAACAUACAGGAAUUCAUGCUGGAGAGAAGCCCUACAAAUGUGAAAAAUGUGGCAAAGCCUUUAAUAGGUCCACAUCACUUAGUAAACGUAAGAGAAUUCAUACUGGAGAGAAACCCUACACAUGUGAAGAAUGUGGCAAAGCCUUUAGACGGUCCACAGUUCUGAACGAACAUAAGAAAAUUCAUACUGGAGAGAAACCCUACAAAUGUGAAGAAUGUGGCAAAGCCUUUACAAGGUCCACAACACUGAAUGAACACAAGAAAAUUCAUACUGGAGAGAAACCCUACAAAUGUAAAGAAUGUGGCAAAGCCUUUAGAUGGUCCACAAGCCUGAAUGAACAUAAGAAUAUUCAUACUGGAGAGAAACCCUACAAAUGUAAAGAAUGUGGCAAAGCCUUUAGACAGUCCAGGAGCCUGAAUGAACAUAAAAAUAUUCAUACUGGCGAAAAACCCUACACAUGUGAAAAAUGUGGCAAAGCUUUUAACCAAUCCUCAAGUCUUAUUAUACACAGGAGCAUUCAUUCUGAACAAAAACUUUACAAAUGUGAAGAAUGUGGCAAAGCCUUUACUUGGUCCUCAUCCCUUAAUAAACAUAAGAGAAUUCAUACUGGAGAGAAACCUUACACAUGUGAAGAAUGUGGCAAAGCCUUUUAUAGGUCCUCACACCUUGCUAAACAUAAGAGAAUUCAUACUGGAGAGAAACCCUACACGUGCGAAGAAUGUGGCAAAGCUUUUAACCAAUCCUCAACUCUUAUAUUACACAAGAGAAUCCAUUCUGGGCAAAAACCUUACAAAUGUGAAGAGUGUGGCAAAGCCUUUACACGGUCCACAACACUGAAUGAACAUAAGAAAAUUCAUACUGGCGAGAAACCCUACAAAUGUGAAGAAUGUGGCAAAGCUUUCAUAUGGUCUGCAAGCCUGAAUGAACAUAAGAAUAUUCAUACUGGAGAGAAACCCUACAAAUGUAAAGAAUGUGGCAAAGCUUUUAACCAAUCCUCAGGCCUUAUUAUACACAGGAGCAUUCAUUCUGAACAAAAACUUUACAAAUGUGAAGAAUGUGGCAAAGCCUUUACUCGGUCCACAGCCCUGAAUGAACAUAAGAAAAUUCAUUCUGGAGAGAAACCCUACAAAUGCAAAGAAUGUGGCAAAGCCUACAACUUAUCCUCAACCCUUACUAAACAUAAGAGAAUUCAUACUGGAGAGAAACCCUUCACAUGUGAAGAAUGUGGCAAAGCCUUCAAUUGGUCCUCAUCCCUUACUAAACAUAAGAUAAUUCAUACUGGAGAGAAAUCCUACAAAUGUGAAGAAUGUGGCAAAGCUUUUAAUCGGCCCUCAACCCUUACUGUACACAAGCGAAUUCAUACUGGCAAGGAACAUAGUUGAAUGACAUUUCUAGUAAUCCCUAAUUCCAGUGUCUUUAAACAGCAAAUAAAUUGGAGAAUAUUGCUCCCAUAUAAACUUUAUUAUUUUUCUUAUUUUAAAUUUUUUAAAAUUUCUGUAGGUACAUAGUAUGUGUAUCUAUUCAUGGCUUAUUUGGAUUGUUUUGAUACAGGCAUAUGACAUGUAAUUAUCACAUCAGAGUAAAUGAGUUAUUCUUCACAA